Molecule: messenger RNA, 6837 nt
Organism: Cherax quadricarinatus
Lineage: Eukaryota; Metazoa; Arthropoda; Malacostraca; Decapoda; Parastacidae
Source: RefSeq, a predicted model, not a curated record
GAUGGGGUGCGGGCGGCGGGCGGGAGUGUUGUGUGGGCGGCCAGUAGUGGGCUGGUCACUACACCCAUCACACGCCCACGCCCCCUCAACGAAGGAGUAGCAGAGGGCGGUCACCGGAACCAGGUACCUCAUCCGGAUGUGUGUGCAGCAGACUCCUUACACACCUCCCUCCCCCCCCUGGCUGUCAUCCACACACUAGAGAUGAGUCCCUGUGGGCGUGAGUUGGUGGUGGGCGGCCUCACGGGUGACUCUGUGGGCGUGGUGCUGUGGUGGGCGUGGCCACUGGUAAAGCAAGCUCCCCCACUGGUUGUCAUGACAGGUCACCUUGUUCACCAGCUACAGUUUAGUGCUGAGGGGAACUACCUGGGCGUCCUCUCAACUCGACAAAGCUUGGGAACAAAACCUCGAUGUGGGGACAAACUUUCUGAAUGUCUGGACAAAUCAGAUGACGAGAGAAGAACCCCAGAAGACUCCAUUAAAGUUUUUGAGAUGACGGAAAGAUCACAGACGCCUGGCAGCGGCGUAGAGAACGCUGCACAAACGAUGGAGGAGGAGGAGGAGGAGGUGAUGCUGGAAUUAUCUAUAUGGAGGUGGUCUUCAGGGUAUCUGGAGACCACCACCACCGGUGACGCUGACGAGGCUCGUCGUGAUCCCCAGCAGGUGGCAAUGACGUCACUGAGCCAGCUGAGGGCAGAGCAGGUCACCCGCAUGUCGCUGGCUCGAGGGAUACCUAGAGGAGUAGUGGCAGCCAUGUUGGCAGUGGAGGAGGAAGUGCAGGUGUGGGUUGUGGAGGGAGGUCCUCUGGGUGACCGCUUCGUCUGCCACACCGUGGGCUUCGGUUUGCUGCCUCCUGACACCGUCCACACCAUGUGGUGUCUGGCUCCUGACGCUAGCAACACGGGUGUGGUGUACGGGGUGUGGGAAGACGAGUGGGUGGCUCGAACACUCCACCAGGGACCCAGUGGCAGAGUGACGGGCGUAGCCAUCGCGCCUACCCACGCCCACGUGGCUACCACCACCCACCACCGCUACCUGCAGGUCACCCCUCUACCCCAGCCAGGUGCUUCAGAGGACAUAGAGAGAGUAACUGAAUCCGUCUGUGCGUCACCACAACCAGGUGCCCCAGUCGAGGAUGUGACUGUGGGAGGCAGCAGGAGAGUGCAGGUGCCCACAUCUCUGACUAAGGCGGAGGUGAAGGGAUCACCUUGUUGUGUUGUCUGGGCCACCUGCCAGGUGACGGGGGAAGAUGAUCUGGUGGUGGUGGGGUUGGAGGACGGCUCAGUAAACAUGUUCGUACUUCAUAUUGCUCCUAGAACCAGAGAGAAGCACCUCACUCUUGUGCAAGUGGAGCGACCCCACGAGUCAGCCAUCUUGCACAUCAGUACAUCAAAGAAAGCCAAGCCUGGAGAAGGAGGGAUAACUCCGCUACUUGUGACGGCCGGCGAGGACCGACGUGUCUUCAUCUUUCGCUUGAUAAGAGUUGGGAAAAUAACGAAACUUGAUCCCAUUGGGUUCCACCAGUUAGAUUCUGUGCCGGAAAGGAUUGAUGUAAAAGGGGAAACUAUCCAAAUAGAAAUGACUGACGGUGUGGUACUGGAAAUCCCCUGCCACCCGUGUACCAGUUCUGCCACAGCCAGGUCAGCAUCUUCCACAGCCACUCCUUCCAUCAGCUCAGCAAGGGCGUCAGGGCCGCGGGAGACAUGGGAAAGUGUGAGAGUUGUGCGUCGGCAGCUGCUUCAAGAGGCAGCCUACACCUGUUCUCACCCUCAACACAACCUCCUCCUCACUCUACCUUCACCUGACGGUGAAACUGUAAUUGGAGUAACGUGUGUUGGCCGACUGGUCCACAUUCACCAUUCCCAGAAGAACUACAGCGUCAGAGUCUCAGGCAGGAGACUAGCCAGUCCUACCUCAGACAGAACUUGUAACUGUACCCCUAGACUGCAAAACAACAUAUUACAGAAAGGUGUGAGAAGCAGGGCGGGAUUAAGACAUGGGCUUGAGGGGCUGCAGCCCAGGGUCCUCUGUCAGCUGGAGGGCCUCCAGAGGUUCUUUGUGUUGCGGAGUGUUAGCGACGACGGCACCUGGGCGGCAGCUUGGGUGGCAGGCGGCGACUUGUACCUCUACAGAGCUCGGGGAGCGUCAUUUCCGCUGCCACAGGAGACGCAGACACAGCUGCGUCACUUGGUGAGUGUGAGCACAACGGACACAGCUGCGUCACUUGGUGAGUGUGAGCACAAUAGACACAGCUGCGUCACUUGGAAUAAUAAUAAUGUUGUGGAGGGUGUGCGAGGUGUGGGUGUGAGCGGGCGGCGCCCAGCCUGGAGCAGCGAGCACAGAAGGAGGCAGCUGACCGUCGUAGGUCAGCCAUGGAGAACCAAGCGGCGCUUCUCCAGCAGAAGCUCUCCAAACUUAAGUGGGACUUCAAAAACUAACUCUAAGCUAAACUUAACACUAGACAUAAGACUGCAGCUUAAGCUUGGAAUGCUGACUUUCUAUCUCAAAAGUCUUAAACGUAAGGACUUUAGCGUUUUUGUCGGCUAUGUACAGCCGAUGAAAUUGACGGAGGCCGAACAUUGUUGGAGGAACUGCCGCUGCGCACCCCACCAUUACCUCGGCUCUUCACCACAGCACACCACCAGUAACAUGAACCAGGUGGUGGCUAGCAGCAGCAGGGAGCUGGAGCUCCUGGAGGUACUGCUCGAGAAACUUAAGACACUGUACUCGUGGAACCCCCUCGUCUCUGUCCCCUACGUACGGUUCCUCAGCUCUGAAGAGGUACUGAGUGCUGUGGACACGUCGGAGGAGGUGUUCACCCUUCUGAGCCGCCUCGCUCAGAUUCGUCAGGGCCGUGAGGACGCUGGUACAGAGGAAGGGGCGGCUUUCCAGUCACACGUCGUCAUGCAGGUACGGCAGCUGCUGGAGUACUGGUUACAGGUCAUCCGUGCAGGUAGUGGCGUUCCCAAGGAGGUCGACGAACCACAUCCCAGGGAUGGGUCAGCGGAAGGUGAUAGGCAGCAGGGUCAGGCUGGACAGCAUCAACCUACCACGGAGGGUAGACAACCUGGAGUAGCCCGCCUCACCACACCCACCUCGGCACACUCACCCCUCAGCUUCGAGGGAGACACAAGCGAGGAGGGAGAGGACGGUGAUAGCCUGGCCGCUCUCCAGACUCAGGUACGGGAGGUGGUGGAUCGCCUGGGAUCAACAGUGAGAGGCGGGACAGAUGUGACUUCUGAGUCUAAGCUGGACGUUGGUGGUGACAUCAAGUGGCGUCGUCUUGCCCUUAAGCGUCUCCAGCAGUACCGCGCCACCGAGUUGGCAAGGUCAGCCCAGCUUACAGCCUACAAGUCGGAGCACACCAUCCCCCUGCGAGAGAAUGGAGAACACGAGACAGGAGACGACCAGCGAGACCAGGAAAUCGAGGACGAGAUCACGGUGCCACCGUCCAGCAUCACCGUGGAACAGGUGGAGACUCAGCUCUGGCACCUGCUAGGCAAGGUGGAGCUGGAGGGAGGGAAGGUGAAGGUGAAGGUGCAGGAGGCUGCUGCAGCUCAGCAGCACCUGUUGCACCAGGUAAAUCAGUACCGUGCUGAGUGGGCACACCCAUCUCUCACACUCCAAAACUUGCAGCAUCACCUAGACGUCCAAGUGACAGACGGGCUGGUGAAUGAAUUCUACUGUGACGCUCUUGAACUGGAAGAGUCCGGGGAAGUGGGAAGUCCUGGCGAGGGUGUGAGACGGGGAGGUGACAGUGACGUGAGCGGCGGGGGCGGCAGCAGUGGCCAGAGAGCCACCACCAGCAGGAGGGCUAAAGUGUCUUCAGGAGCCGCCAUUCCCACCAGCAGGAAGCCUGACAGCGAGCGAAUGGUGCCACCUUUAAGUUUGUGUGGAUCACCUCGGGCUGCCAGGACAGGGAAGACCCUACAUACAACCAGAGACUCCCGCACCACCGCAUCAACCACUCCACAUACAACCAAGACCCAACGAAGUGGUCGUGGGCGGCGCAGUGUGCGUGAAACCCCCAAGCCGCCCCCUGCCCCUCGCCCCUGCCUCACCCUAAGCCAGGUCCAACAAAUCCAGCGUGCACGCACCACCUACCUCACCUUACUAACCCAGGUUCCUGAGCCACUGCAGCAGGCAGCACAGGAAGUGGAGGAUAUCCUUCACAAGUGUGAGCAACAAGUGGUGGUGGAGCGUGGGCGGCUGGCGUGGGCGGUGCUGAGGGCGGGGCAGUUGGUGCGGGCGGUGGGCGUGAGGGUGAAGUACAGGGACACGGAGAGGAAGCUGAGGGAGGCGCUGAAGGAGAGGAUUAAUGAGCAACAGGAAGUGAAACACAAGGUGGUAGCAAUUCGCCAAAGACUGGAGGAGUACGAGCGGGAACAAGAGAGUCUGACCCACCUGGAGGAGGAGGUGGACCGGGCUUUCACUUACCUGCUCACGGACAAUGCCCAGUUCGAGUCCCAGCUCACCCGCUACUAUGAGUCUUGUCCUACACCUGGCCUCGCUCGUCCUCACUCAGCAACUUCAAGCAGCGGGGAGAGUGAGGGAGGAGAGGACGGUGGGGGCGACAGCGGUGGUGACGAUGAUUCUGGCUUAGGCACUGACGAGGCCAGGAUGGAGGGGUCAGGGCCACGACCCCAGGGAUGUGACCCUGCUGUCUUCUCAUCUGUUACCCUUCUCAGGGAUCUGCGGUGGCGUGUGGCCGGAGCUAUGGAACGCAGUAGACGCGAGAAAACUCUUGAGGAGCGUCGCCACGCAGCCGUACUGCGCCGCCUGCUGCGCACCAACCAUGUUGCUCAUUCUGCCCUCACAGCACUUACCACCAUGCAGAGUGAGCGAGAGGCAGACCUAGGAGCCAUACCAUCAGUGGUGUGGCUGAGACGGAGCCAGACCAGCGGUGACCUGACCUCCGUCACACGUCUACCUAUCCCCAACACAGAGGUUGACAGUAUGGCAGCUGUGAAGUGGAUGAGUGAUGGAACUGGGUCAGAAGCCACUCUACUCACCCGGCAACACUUGCAGCAACUGGAGCAGCGAGUAGCCCAGGCCAGAGAGGCCCAGGAGCUAGCAGCUCGAAGACACAGGGAGGGUCGAGCAGAGAGGCGGGCUCUCACACAACAAGUCGAACAACUCAAGAUGGAACUCAACAGUUUGCAACACACUUACCAGGUGACUAAGGAGUGUAAGUUUGGGUUGGGAGCCGAGGCAGACAUGGGCGUCGUGCAGGAUAAGUUGGGUACCAGUCUUGAGCUGCGCUGGACGGGCAAGGUGGCCAGCCAGAUGACUCGCCAUGAUAACACCAUGUCACAGCUCCAGGCAGAUAUUACUGGAAGAAGAAAAGAGGUGCAAGCACUGCAGAAGGAAGAAGCAGCUCUGGCCGCACACAUCCUGGCACUGCGUCAGGAGAAGGAGCACUUACUGUAUCACCUCUCACAUACACCGACACAACCUACACCCACAGUACAUCAAAAGAAAGGUGUAAGCAAGUCGACAGGAAGGCCAAAAGUGAUAGGCUCCCCCGAGGAGCUACAGCAGCUGAGAAUGACCGUCACGAGGCAAGACAACACCAUCGCAGCUCUCAGGCAGGAAAUAAAUGCCCUUCGCAGCAAGACGGGUUGUGUGAUCCUUCCAGGACAGCAGCCUCAGCUUCCAGCCCAGCUGUGCACGUCCAGCCCUCCAACCACACAGCGACCUUGGUCACAAGACUCUCACUCACACAGAGACCUCGACUCAACUGAAACAAAGCUAUCAGACAAAACAUCUCAUCCUCUGCCUGAGCCAGAGUUUACUGAGGCUACAGAUGAUGAACAUGGGGUUACGGAGGGUGGUGUUGACGUUGAGAGUAUCGUAGAGAUAUGUGAUGAGGACAGUGAUACCAGUAUGUUAUCAGAUGUAUCUGAUACUUAAAGGUGUUCAAGUUUUGUAAGACAUCGUCAAAUUCAAAAGUUUAAUUUAUAGUACAGUUUCCCUACCUUUUGUAUAUUUACCAGUAUAUAUAAAUCAUCCGGCUAUAACGAUCUACCGAUUAACCGAGGAAAAAUUAAAUGCCAGUUAUGAUGCUAGAGGGAGAGAGGUUCGUUUAAUGAUUUGCAAGGACGAUUAUUGCAACAUUCUUUUCACUGACUUUGAACGUUAAGCUGCGCUAAGUUGGGGCAAAUUCACUUUUCCUAGUGAGGAAGAUAUUAUGAAAUACAUAAGUUGCUCUGCCAACUAUCAGGACAUCCUAUACAUGACACAGACUACAUGAGCGAUGCAACUGAAGAGCUCCCUAAUUCCUUCUCAUUCCUAUAGUCAGUCAACAAAAUGCAGUUUGCCUAAUAUCUCUAUCUUUCUGCUUGUGUAAAAUAUUUGAGAGGAUGGUACUGAAUAAUAAUGACAUAUAGAUGACUCGUGUACAGACCACAGUACAGGUGGAAUUUAAACCCAUGGUGAGUCGUAAACCUCAGGGCAGGAUGCAUUGACCUGUAGUUUUACGAUUCCUUCGCUGUGGGAUUCUAACCCCACCCGUAGUACCGUGGUUCGUUUGCAAUCGUGUUAUUACGAUUUCGUGAGUCCUAUACAGAGAUUGAAGCACACAUCAACAACUGACCUUCCACCCAUCAAGCUGAAAUGUUUGAUAUAUUCCUUGCACUCAAGUGGGUUCAUGUAUUUAAAACUGACACGUUCAUUGCAAUUGAUUCUUUAUCGUCUGUAAAUAUUCCUAACUCAGUGAGUGUCAGUUUUAACAUGGUCGCGUCAGAAGCCAGACAGGUAUUGUAAAAUUGUAGACAGAGAAAACAAGGUACACCUUUUUGUGAAUUCCCCUCACAUACUGACCUAUAAGUACAUGGUAGU